AUUCCAGAUUUCCACUCUUGCUCCUCGAUCUUCUUUCUAGGGCUCGUCAAUUUGCUCGUUCCUCAAUCCAGAUUCCAUUAUCAUUCUCUGGACUGCUGAAGUUUAUCGUAAGAAUGGAGUCGAGCAUACUCAACGGGCUGGAUUCCCCUCACUCGAUGGGAACCACCAUUAUCGGCGUCACAUACAAGGGCGGCGUCGUCCUCGGUGCCGAUUCUCGUACCAGCACUGGGAUGUAUGUGGCGAAUAGGGCAUCUGAUAAGAUCACUAAGCUCACUGAUAAUGUCUAUGUUUGUCGAUCUGGAUCGGCUGCAGAUUCACAAAUUGUUUCAGACUAUGUUCGCUACUUUCUCCAUCAACACACGAUACAACUUGGACAACCUGCAACUGUCAAGGUUACUGCAAAUCUUGUCAGAUUAUUAUCCUACAAUAACAAGAGCAUGCUACAAACUGGGCUUAUCGUUGGUGGGUGGGAUAAACAUGAGGGUGGCAAAAUAUAUGGAAUACCUCUUGGAGGCACACUAUUGGAGCUGCCAUUUGCCAUUGGAGGAUCUGGUUCCUCCUAUUUAUACGGCUUCUUUGAUCAGGCAUGGGAAGAAGGAAUGACCAAAGAAGAGGCUGAGAAGUUGGUAGUCAAAGCCGUGUCACUUGCCAUUGCUCGGGAUGGGGCUAGUGGUGGUGUUGUUCGAACUGUGACUAUAAAUUCAGAAGGUGUCGAAAGGAAAUUUUUCCCGGGUGACACUCUUCCACUAUGGCACGAAGAGAUUGAGGCACAUGAAUCUCUCUUGGAUAUUUUGGCAGCGGGCAAUCCCGAGCCAAUGGUUGGUUAGUUGAACGAGAGGUCAAGCACCCCCUCGCCCUUGUAAUAGUCCUCCUGUAGGACGCUUCGAUUAUCUCUAUUCCCUUCUGUGAUGGAUGGUGUUUGAACUGAUGAUGCCUGUAUACGCGCCUCACCCGUUUCACUGAUUGUCCAUGUACCAGUUACUAUUAUUGUUGAAUGUUUUUAGACUUACUACUAUGUGUUUUAUUUAUAUUAGUGACGUUCGAGUGUAAGAUUUUUAAGGCAGUUUGGUAAAUCCAGAGUCUGUUUACUUUGGAUGAUUAUGCCGAAAUGACGUAUUAAGUUAUUAUUGCAUGUUUAAACUUUGUUUGUUUUAAUUUAAAGUAUUGUGUAGUCGAAAAAGAAAUGAUAAUUAACUUCUAGAUCAUAU
Molecule: messenger RNA, 1208 nt
Organism: Cuscuta campestris
Lineage: Eukaryota; Viridiplantae; Streptophyta; Magnoliopsida; Solanales; Convolvulaceae
Source: the annotation of a GenBank genome assembly